AGCCCAACCAAAUAAACGUUUUCUUCUUUCUCAGGGGGGAGAGAGAGCUUAUUGUUACAAAGUUAACAUUUUUCUUGAACAACAUGUCGAAGUCAGGCCGGGAAGAAGAUGUCCGUAGUAGUAGUUCGCAAUCUAUGGUUGAGAAAACCCUAGAAGUUGCAAAAGCUUCUGUUUUUGGUGAAAGAAAAGAGAAAGAGAUGAAGAAAGAGACCCGUCUAGGAAUCUCUGCAAAGAAAGAUGAAGACUUUCCGAGUUGGUAUUCUCAGGUUUGUAGAUUCGGUGAACUGAUAAUCCUUUCCGACACAAAAGGACUCUACAUCCUAGAGCCAUCAGCAACAAAGAUCUGGAACACUCUAAGAAGUUACAUGGAUGCAGAGCUGGAGAAGUUGGGUGGCGUGGAAGAGAAGAAAUUCCCUAUGUUAAUAAAACGCGAUUCACUCGAGAAGGAGAAAGACCACAUCGAAGGGUUCAAGCCAGAGGUUGCUUGGGUCACAAGAGCUGGUGAACAUGAUCUUCCAACACCGUACGCUCUACGUCCAACUAGCGAGACCAUCAUCUACCCUUACUUCAAAAACAGGAUUAGGACACACCGUGAUCUCCCCAUGAAGGUUAACCAGUGGGUUAACGUUGUUAGAUGGGAGGUUAGUGACCCUAUCCCACUGAUCAGAGGUCGUGAGUUCGAUUGGCAGGAAGGACACAGUGCCUUCGCCACCAAGGAAGAGGCUGACGAAGAGGUGCUUGAAGUUCUGAACAUUUACUCUCGCGUCUACGAAGAUCUUCUUUCUGUUCCUGUGAUAAAAGGUCGAAAGUGCGACAAGGAGAAGUUUGCUGGUGCGGAUUACACCACAAGCGUCGAGGCUUUUAUACCAACAACUGGUCGUGGUGUACAAGCUGCGACCUCACAUUGUUUAGGACAGAACUUUGCGAAGAUGUUUGAAAUCGCCUUUGAAGAUAAGGAAGUAAAAAGAGACAAGAAAGGCAAAAUAAUAAAGCCAAUGGUGUGGCAGAACUCGUGGGGUUUAAGUACAAGAUCGAUAGGAGUGAUGGCUAUGACACAUGGAGAUGAAAAAGGGUUGGUGUUACCUCCAAAAGUGGCACGUUAUCAAGUAGUUGUGGUCCCUGUCCCUUUCAAAGGUGUUGAUACCAAAAGGAUCUCUCUAGAGUGUCAAGCUGUUAAAACCGCCUUGCAAGGUGCUGGAGUCCGUGCUUUAGUAGAUGAGCGAGCCAACUAUGCUUGUGGCUGGAAGUAUGCAGACUGGGAGAUGAAAGGUGUUCCUUUGAGAAUCGAACUCGGUCCUAGAGAUUUGGAAAAGAAUCAGGUGAGAGUGGUGAGGCGCGACACUGGAGUGAAGAUGGAUGUGUUGAGAGUGGACUUGGUUGAGAAAGUCAAGGACUUGUUGGAAGUAAUACAAAGAGAUCUCUAUGAUGUGGCUAAGAGAAAGCUUCAAGAAUGCAUUCAAAAAGUUGAAACUUGGGAUGAGUUUAAGGAAGCUCUGAGACUGAAGAAGCUGGUUUUAGCUCCAUGGUGUGAUGAAGUUGAAGUGGAGAAUGAUGUGAAAGAGAAUACUAAGGGUGAAAACGAAGCAGGAGCUAAGACUCUAUGUACUCCCUUUGAGCAGCCUGAACUAAGAGAAGACACUCUGUGCUUUGCGUCAGGAAAGCCAGCCAAGAAGUGGACCUAUUGGGGAAGAAGUUACUAAUAGCAUGUUUAGGAUUCAAUGUCGUCUUUACUAAGUUAUGCUUUUCAUCUGUUUCGUUCUCUUUGUUGAAGUGUUAUAAUAUUCCCAAUAAGACCGUUCUUCCUUG
Molecule: messenger RNA, 1806 nt
Organism: Brassica oleracea var. oleracea
Lineage: Eukaryota; Viridiplantae; Streptophyta; Magnoliopsida; Brassicales; Brassicaceae
Product: proline--tRNA ligase, cytoplasmic-like
Exons: 1
Coding region: 84-1700 (538 amino acids)
Biological process (GO): prolyl-tRNA aminoacylation
Cellular component (GO): cytoplasm; aminoacyl-tRNA synthetase multienzyme complex
Molecular function (GO): ATP binding; proline-tRNA ligase activity
Source: RefSeq, a predicted model, not a curated record